Messenger RNA from Micropterus salmoides (largemouth bass), 5869 nucleotides. RefSeq names its product transmembrane protein 71 (gene tmem71). The coding region runs from base 378 to 1334 and encodes 318 amino acids. NCBI's taxonomy places the organism in Eukaryota, Metazoa, Chordata, Actinopteri, Centrarchiformes, Centrarchidae. The transcript is spliced from 12 exons. The record is from RefSeq and is a predicted model, not a curated record.
UUUGUGUGGGCGAGGCUAAGUGACAGCUGCGGAGCUCUGAGACUCGGAUCUUCGGUGUGUUUUUAUUCACCCGAAGACAAAUUGAAGAUUUUAAAAGAAAAGUGGAAAAAGGGGAAAAAGAAGAAGAGUACAGACAGUUAAAUCCCUCAGCCAGAAGAAGACUUUUCUUCACUUGCGGCAGAGAAACCUGGAGGAAAACAAACCGGCAGCUGCAGGAUGUGACAGAACCAGAACACAAAACACUGCGGAAUACUGAAGGCCACAACGAGCUCUGAGCGGGAACACGCUUUAAGAGACUACAACGAGCAGCUGUUCUAGGAAAUUACCGAGCCCUUUCAAAGGCAAGAUUGACAGAAGAAGCUCGGCUGCAGACAAACAUGGCCCUGUUCUUCUCCGGGGCCGUUACAAGUUCACCAAUAAAACGAAGGCUGCGGGCCAAUCACUCCUUUCAGAGCCUCGACCUGUCUCUCCUCUCUCCUGAUUCCUCGUACGUCUGUUACUCAUCUGUGGAUGGCGGUGAUCCGUGCUCCUGCCGCCGCUCUCCGCGCCUCCUCACCAACGGAUACUACAGCGUCACCGAGGACAGCUUCACCUGGGACGACUACGGCAACGUGUCGUUGACUCCCUGCAAAACCAACGUGUCAUACAAGGAGAACCUGGUCAGGAUUUUCCGGCGCAGACGGAGGCCCCGCAGUUCUCUGGCUAACCUGCUGAGUGACGUGACAGAGAGCUGCCAGUCGUGGCUGGAUGAGAAAGUCUUCAGAGGCGUAUUCAGAACAGGACAGAACCAAAACCAGAACUGGGAUCAAGACCAGGACCAGGACACGGUCCAGGACUGGGCUAGGAGCAGCCAGGAAGGCCUAGUCCCGUUCGACGAAUCAUCCUGGUCUGAAUUUAACAGCACCAAGCUGGACGACAGCCUCAGCUUCACUUAUGACCACACUGAGAUCCCGCCCCUUCCUGACAAAGUUGCCCCGUCCCCAAAGCUGCUCAUCCAGGAGGAGAUUUGUUCUGAGACCUGUCAAUCAAAGGAGCAGUUCACCCAGUCACUGGGCGGCCUCUCUGAAGUCCUGCCUCCGUCACCCUUCUACACCAACAGCUGCUGCUGUCAGGCCUCACCUGAGCCCGCAGGGUUAACAAUAAAGGCCCUUCUCCUUUUCAUCUUCACCAUCUUCAUCUUCACCGCUCUAUACUCUGGGUGUCUCUGGUGGAGCGCGAGUGUUACUUUGACCGUGUUAGUGAUGAUCACAACAUUUAUGUUCCUGAUGAAGUCAGGGCCGAUGGGCGAGUGGAGGAGGGCGAAGACGGAGGAUAUCACAUCAAGAAACGAGUAAAAGGAGUGCCAGGAGGCAGUUUUUCGAUGUUUUCCACGUGAACCUGGAGGAGUGACAGAAAAGGUCUGAUGGGACACAGUAGAAUUUUUUACAUUUCACUAACUGUUUGCAUGUAAGUUGCACUUAAAGGACUUUAGUUAUGCUGAGCUCCGGAAAACAUUUUACAGCAACACCUGAUUGAAGCACUUUUUGAAUGUAAAUCUUUAUCCAAAUAUGUUUUACGCUGUUAACUGUUUUUAAAUUAAAUUGAAACUGACAAAUCCAAAGCAAAAUGCCGGGGAAAUUAGCAUGGUGUUGCUUCCAGGUUGUUGACAGGACUUCCUCAAACACUUACUUGUGCUAAUGCUGCACUCGACUUACGACUGGGAGACGUUUGGAAACGUUCAUGUUUCUUCUGUGCUAAAUGUUGGAACUAUAAAAACCUUUCACCAACAUCAUGUCUGGAUUUUCCCGGAGUGUAAAAGUUGAAUCAGUGUGUUCCUGUUUAAAAAGCUGAAGGAGCUCAUCGACAUGGUGACAUGAGUUACAGUAGUUUAGCAGGUAUGAAGAUAAAAAGUAUCCAUAUCAAAUAUAAAACACCCAAAUGUACCUGAUGUAUUUUUGAAAAACCGUAAUUGUAUCUUUUAUUGUUAAUAUUUGAACUUGGCUUUUUUGGGCUGUCCAAAGUGACUAAACAUCAUACUUUACUUGUCUGGAGAACAAAUUCAGGUCCAACAGCAAAACAAGUGGCGAGCGUCGCUGUGAAGCCUCACUUCUAUUCCAAAUAAGAGCUGUGACUUUUUCUAAAUACACCGUUCUAGUUCAUCUAAAAUUGUAACCACAGAAAGAGAACUGCCAUUUUCUUUCCUGAGGACACGGAAUGAAGAGUUUUAUUCCAAAAUGAAAUAGCCACAAUUAAAUAAAGACACAAAGCAUAAAAUCUUUUUGAAGAAUCAUGUUGUCCUGCUACAUUAAAGCUGCACCAGCUCAGAUUUUAUUGUGAAAAUCUGAAUUCUGGUUUCCUGGAUAGAGUUCUGACAAGAAAGGGUUUUGCUGUUACAGAAUAAUAAUUUCUGACUUUCUGACGUCUGGAAAAUGCAUCAUAAGAAGGAGACGUUUAGUUUGUUAGGUGCGUUCGAGAUGACUGUGGCUGACUUUCACCAACUUCUAGUCUAACGUGAGCUGCAGGCGACUGCAGGGGUGGGGAAAAAAAAUGGCGACGUCAAGUCGGACACAUUCUACCCGUGUGAGCUUAUUGUGGGCUGAGAUCAAUGGCUGAUCUGGCGGCAUUUUUCUUUGCAAAUGCCAGUCAUCGAUCAGUCAUUGAUCUCAGAGAUCCGGCAAGUGUGGGGUUCCAACUUUGUGCAGCCGGAGAAAAGAAACUGCGGCCGCUGGACUAGGCACCUGCAGCUGCCUUGCUCCUGCGAGGUUUUAAUGUCAUGUGACAUGGUGAAGUUUUGCAGUGCCAGCGAAACACAAUUUCUAACCAGCAUGCCUUAUGUUAAGUCUUCAGCGCCGCAUGAAGCCACGCACCUAAUAUCACUUGAUUGAUAAGUUGAUGGAUGGGGCCAUGUUGCAUUCUGCAGAUACACGUUUUGAAGGCUUUACAUAUUCUUACCUCAUUCUGAUUGAUUUCAUACUGAUAGUUAAAACUAAUCAGACGUGGAGACGAAUCUAAAAUGAACUUUAUAAAUAAAGUCAGAGAACAAUAGUUCCCUUGUGCUACUUUAAGAGUAGCAGGUAAUACACCUCAUCAAUCUUCUGUAUUUGAAAUGUUACAUGAUAUUCAGGUUCCCAGUUGUUCUCUGCAGCUUUUUGUAGUAAAACUCUUAAGCUGUUAAGUGCCUUUAUAUCAGCCAGCAGUGCAGAAAUACUGAAUAAUACAGGGAUGUGUUUAAUUUAAUGCCUAAAAUGCUGCUGACACAUUUAACAGACCUGCUCCAGUGGGGAGUGUUUGAUUUAACCUGCAUGGUGUAGCAGGUGGGUGGAGUUUACUGCAUCAGGAAUAUUUUCAGAUCUAAAAAAUCUAUAUUUUGUAAUAUAUUUGGCUGUUCACACAUUUGAUGCCUGAACAAAUGACUAUGAGGAAAAGUACAAAGCAGAUUUACUUGUUUCAGUAACAACAAACUCCUCGUUUCAGCUCAACCUGCUGUUGCUGUGUUGUUCUGAUGGGUGUCAUUUCAAACUUUGGAGUGAGCCAAGAUUUGGAUCAAUCAUGAGCAAAACACUGCGUCAUAGCAGCUGAAUUCAUCCAAACUGAUUAGAACUUAGCACCUUCCUGCCAGUAAACGUGGGUCAGUGUCAGUUUUAAAGUCUAUGUGUGAACACAGCCGGUCCUGUUUUCUGUGGGACAAACUCCACCCAGCUGGCAUCACAACUCCUGUAUCAGUCAGGUCCUUCGCACAGUCUUACUUUGAAACAGGGAUUGUACUUUCUGAGGGAGCAAUAAUUCCAGAAAAUGGAAGAAACUCAACUAUGAACUGUGUUGAGCUUUAAAACCCUAACCGUGAGCAGGGAGGAAUAUUUUGGGAGAGAAUCUUUCCCUGAAGGUCAUAUACAAACAGUUUGUAUUGAUCGGUUACCUCUCUGUGACUCCUGUAGGAGGAAAAGAGAAAUACAUGUUUUCAUCAGGAAAAGAAGUGUGGCUGGAAGCCGGGAUGUAAAUGUAAAGAAAACAAAGUACUGUAUGGCAUUAUAAGGUUUUGACUUUAUAAAGCUUUUCAAAUUCGAUCAUGUUUGGGCCUCAAACUAUGCCAAGACUUUUAGCAAACCUGAAGAAGGGAGAGGUGAGAUGUGCUUUGUUUUCACUGACAGCACAAAUCAACUCUUUGAGUGAAAUUUAAAUGUUUUCAUGUGUGUUUUUGUGUAGUGGACUUUUGUCCAUGUUGACCAGAGGAGCAGAGAACCUUUUAUCUUUAGUUCUUCAUGUUCCAGAUUGUCUGAAUGGAUUAGGAUAAUAUAUAUAUAAAGCUUAUGUUCAAGUUGUUGUGAUAAUCAUACUGCAUCUAUGUCAUAGAGGAAUUACAGUAAUUAACAGUUUCUUGAAUCUUUUUCACUACCAUCCAUCUCACAUGUCAUAAAGGUGGCAUCAAAUCUGUAACAUGAAGGGUUAAUGUCCGGCCACACCAGAAAACUACUGGGUCUACUACUACUGUCUUUUACCUGUGAGUACACCAUGUCUCUGUUGUAGAAAAGUUUAUACUCAGACAGAGAAAGUUAAAUAAGCUUAUUAGCUGGUGACACGCAGCUAAUAAUCCUUCCCCAGCUCUGUCAAGACAGCUUUCUGUUAGUCAAUGGUGCAAAUUUGCGGAAAAUAAGCUUGGAUUAACUAAAGUCCUGAAAGAGAAUCUGCUGAUUGUGGCUAUAUACAUUGAAAAUAAUUGAUUUCACUGUAAAAUUUUGCCUUUUAAAUGCUGGUGUGACUGGACCUUUAAAGGAAAAUCGGUGUGUUUUAUUCACUCAAAGUGCCAAAUUUGUAGAAAUCUGAUGAUUCAACAAUGAACACAAAUCCAUUUAUAUUGCUGAUAUUUGUAAUACAGCUCUGCAUGACUAAUUACUUUUGAUAUGAACAAUUUUCAAAUCACUCUGUGAAAUGUGACAGAUCAUGACCUCUGCAGCUCCAAGAAGCCUUUCAGCCUUUUCUAGCUCCUAGUUUUGGUUUUAUGGCUGAAAAUAUGAGCCAGCUAUUUCCCACAGGAGAUGGUGGAGACUAAACUAGAGCUAAAAGGAGAGUGAAUAUUGGACUUGGAUUAAUGAGGUGGAUACAAACAUCACUCCAAUGGUAUGAUAAUGUUGCUGGAUGAUGUGUUACAUGUCUAUUUUUCUGCCCCCUGGUGGCUAAAAAUGUCAAUGCAGCGUUAAAUGAUAAAAGUUAGACAUGCAUCAAGUUUGGCAGUUAGUGAUUUUUUUUUCUUUUAUAUAAACUUUUAUGAGGUAAAAGAUGGAAAACAUUUAAUAUAACAUUCUCUUGGAUGAAUCAAACCUUUAGCUUGUUUGUGUUGUAAUGCAGCUACUAUACAUGGUCUUGUACACAGGGUUUUUUUUCUUCCAUUGACUGCACUUGUUUCCAAAGGUGGAAAUGUGAUACUAUGUGACGGCACUUAUUAUAUUUGUUUUAUAAUAUGUUUUUAUUCAAUUGUACUGUUUUCAUGUUAUUAAAGUCUCUGAUAGUUUAUCCCCUGUUCUGAAAACUGUAAAAUUAAACCAGAAACAAUGCGCAAACUAGAUUUAAAUUUGAAAUUGACACCCAAAGAAGAUACAAAUAAUGUAUUAUUUUACAAGAUACAAAUAAUGUAUUAAUCACUGUGACAAAUUUGCUUCCAAAAUGACACAAAGUGUAAAUCCCUGUGUUUCAUUCAGCUAAUUGUCUUAUAGAAACAGUAGUUUAGUGAUUUGGAUCAUGAGUAGUAGGCCCUUUCUGCCUGUUGAUGGCGCUGCUUUUUAAGAUUUAAUUUUUACAGUAUUUCGCAUGUUAUCAGAUUGACCAGUUUCAGUGAAAAUGUUUUCUCAAGUUAAAGUGAAUGUUUAUCAUCUAUUAAACCGGUUAUAAAGACAAA